Suillus subalutaceus is the source of this 876-nucleotide messenger RNA. Its product is annotated as p21-C-terminal region-binding protein-domain-containing protein. The record is from RefSeq and is a predicted model, not a curated record. Gene Ontology annotation, cellular component: nucleus. The transcript is spliced from 5 exons. Bases 1 to 876 code for a protein of 291 amino acids. Lineage: Eukaryota; Fungi; Basidiomycota; Agaricomycetes; Boletales; Suillaceae.
AUGUCAAAACGCAAAAAUCAAGCCAACCACGAAGAUUCCGACAGUGACUCAGAAGACACUCCGACGUUCAUCGAUGUCGAUUUCGACUUUUUUAGCUUCAAUGCAACGAACGACUACCAUGCCAUCAAGCGUCUUCUCGAUCAGCUCUUUGGUGUGGACGCUGAGGGUCUCAGCACGCACGCUCUUGCGGACUUGGUGCUUUCGCAGCCUGAUAUAGGAACCACGAUCAAGACUGAUGGAGAGGAGAGCAGCCCAUACGCGUUCUUGAGCGUUUUAAAUAUCGGCGUGCACAACGACAACGUGUCUAUAAAGUCGCUCGUAGAGUACAUUCUGGCAAAAUCGAAGGGAGACGAUGCAUUCCACCAAUCACUAUCGACGAUACUGCGUGAUCCGCAGUGUCAAGUAGGACUCGUUCUAUGCGAAAGGCUGAUCAACAUGCCUGUGCCGGUGAUUCCUCCCAUGUACCGUAUGCUCGUGGAUGAGCUCAAGGAUGCAGUUGAAGAGAACGAACCUUUCAAUUUCACCCACCUGAUUUUCAUAUCGCGUGUAUACAAGCUUACUCCAGAAGAGGAGGAAGCGAUGACGAUCGCCCAACAACAAUCAGGGAAAGCGUCAAAAAGACAGAAAUCUCAAAACUCGAAUAGCGAAACGAACGACAGGAGCCCGGAUGGUGUGUAUCCGUUCCACCCAGAGGACGAGGAAAUUCGAAAGUUUGCCUCUCAUCAUGUGAUUUUUCCGUAUUCGAAUGCCCAGCCACGCAAUGCGGAGUCUUUUGGAUUGGACACGGCUGGACGGUUGAUGCUUGUCCCAGCAGCGCAGCUCACAGAGCUGGCAAGAGUACUCGGGGAUGUAUUUCAGCCACCUGGAAAUGUGUAA